UGAAUCCUAUUGUGAUUAGGAACUAAUUAGGACACCCCAAUCCUAGGCCACCUCGUGACCUUGGGCAGGGAUAUGAGAUGUAUAAAAGGUGGACAGGCUCAGAGCAUCCCAAACCCCUUGGCAUCUCCACGCCACAGUCGCUGCUAAACUCAGUUGCAAGUCCAGCUGCAAGUCCAGCCCAGAAUGUCUCAGCAGAAGCAAAAGCAGUGUGCUCCCCCACAGCAGUGCUGCCCCCCACCCCAGCAGUGCUGCCCCCCACCCCAGCAGUGCUGCCCCCCGCCUCAGCAGUCCUGCCCCCCAACUCAGCAGUCGAAACAGCCUUGCCAGCCUCCACCCAAGUGCCAACAGAAGUGCCCACCCCCUCAGCAGUGCCAGAAGUCCAAGCAGAAGUAAGCCCCUGGCCAGUGACCAGAAGCAAGUCCCCAGAGAAACAGAGCAUGAAGUAUCCGGAGUCAGCGUCCUGCAUCCCUUUCCUCAUCUGCCAAGAGUGGACCCACUCACCCCUGCUUCUGGAUGCAGCCACCCUUCACACUUGGGGGAAAGGCAGCACCAGGAUGGUGCUUCCUUGAUCUCUACCCCUUCUUAAUGAGCAGCUGCAGUUUCCAUCUCAGACAAGGAUCUGGUUCUAAACUGUCUAAUCAUCUUUGCUGACGUGCACCUACAUCACCCUGCUGGAAACUUGGGUGACACGCCCAGACACCCUUUCCCAUCACCCUUCCCAAACAAUUAAAUUAGAAUUCCUCUGGC
This is a messenger RNA of Sciurus carolinensis (gray squirrel), 747 nucleotides long. Its product is annotated as anti-sigma-I factor RsgI2-like. NCBI's taxonomy places the organism in Eukaryota, Metazoa, Chordata, Mammalia, Rodentia, Sciuridae. The coding region runs from base 78 to 569 and encodes 163 amino acids. The transcript has 2 exons. The record is from RefSeq and is a predicted model, not a curated record.